CGGGACUUCCGGUGGCGCAGACCCGGAAAAAUCAGAUGCAAGUUGUUCCUCCAUAUGCUAGUUACUUUCGACGUGUUAAUGUGAUUUUUCCGUGUUUUACGCUGUAGUAUUUGCAACAAUGUUGUCUUUAGACUUUCUAGACGAUGUUCGUCGCAUGAAUAAGCGGCAGUUGUAUUACCAGGUGCUGAACUUUGGUAUGAUAGUUUCUUCUGCUCUGAUGAUCUGGAAAGGGCUGAUGGUUGUCACCGGCAGUGAAAGUCCUAUUGUUGUUGUUCUCAGUGGGAGUAUGGAGCCAGCAUUCCACAGAGGAGACCUCUUGUUUUUGACCAACCGGGUAGAAGACCCCAUCAGGGUUGGAGAGAUUGUUGUCUUCAGAAUAGAAGGCAGAGAGAUCCCAAUAGUACACAGAGUACUAAAGAUCCAUGAAAAGGAAAAUGGAGACAUUAAGUUCUUGACCAAAGGCGACAACAAUGCGGUGGAUGACAGAGGGCUGUACAAGCAGGGCCAACACUGGUUGGAGAAAAAAGAUGUGGUGGGAAGAGCAAGAGGGUUUGUGCCAUAUAUUGGAAUUGUCACCAUUCUCAUGAACGAUUACCCCAAGUUUAAAUAUGCCGUGCUCUUCAUGCUGGGUCUCUUUGUGUUGGUCCAUCGGGAGUGAGGAGCUUCAGCAACCAGGAAGAAGAAACCACGUCCAGAAAACCUCAGUCAUGCCUUUCAAAGCAGAAAAAAAUUUCAGAAUAAGUCAAGCCCACCUGGCCAUUUAUUUGAACAUUUUUGUAGAAAAGUGGUUGGUGUUUACAUAAAAAUAAAAUUCAAGC
Molecule: messenger RNA, 818 nt
Organism: Nematolebias whitei (Rio pearlfish)
Lineage: Eukaryota; Metazoa; Chordata; Actinopteri; Cyprinodontiformes; Rivulidae
Gene: sec11a
Product: SEC11 homolog A, signal peptidase complex subunit
Exons: 6
Coding region: 119-658 (179 amino acids)
Cellular component (GO): membrane; signal peptidase complex
Molecular function (GO): serine-type endopeptidase activity
Source: RefSeq, a predicted model, not a curated record